CAAACAAAAAAAAAAAGAGAAAAUUUAUCUACCCUUCCUAUUCUCUACCUUCACCCCAAAACUCUCUCUCUCUCUCUCCUCUGUUGAUGAUGGUAAGCCAAUUCAGAGAUUUACAUGAACACAAAACUCAUGCAUCUACAGACCAGACUCUUCUCUUUUCUUCCUCUUAACAGGCGUGGCCAUUCUUGCAUUCUCCGCCUAUUGGGGUUGGCUUGUUGAGUCAAUUGAGAAAACCCAUAAUUAAAAAGAAAGGGAAAAACCCUAGAAAUCUUUGAAUUAUUAUGGAAGAGUCAUGUGACAUGCAUUCUGAAGAUGACAAAGCUCUUCCAGACAAAAGCAAGAAAAGAAGGUUCAAGACACCAUCCCAGGUUGAGGCUUUAGAGAAGUUUUAUAAUGAACACAAAUAUCCCUCUGAGGAAAUGAAAGCAGAUAUCGCUGGAUCAAUAGGAUUGACAGAAAAGCAAGUUUCUGGGUGGUUUUGCCACAGAAGGUUAAAGGACAAGAAAUCAUGGUAUGGUGAAGCGGCUGUAAAUGGAAGACAAGAUCGUUCAAGUGGUAUUGUACAGGACCGUGGUAGUGGACAUAGGCAGGAUUCAUGUGGCAGCACAAAACCGGGGAAUAACAGACAUUUUGAUCCUAAGGAGGUAGAAAGUAGAAGGUUAAGUGGUCAAGAUUUCUCAGCUGCUGACCUUGCAUAUGAGCAUGGACAUCAUCCUAAUGAAAAUUCGAGUGAAAUGGAUGAUACAUCUUCAGAAAGUAGCUUGCCUUUACAGCAUAUGAUUCAUCCUCAAAAUGUGGAUCCUUUGGAUAGGGCAACUUCCAGAUACGUAUCACAGAAUGAAAACAUUACACCAAUAAAUUCAAUGGGCAUAAGAACCAGAACUGGGCCAUCCGGAUAUUUGAAAGUGAAGGGUCCGGUUGAAAACACUGCGAUUACUGCUGUUAAGAGGCAACUGGGGAUGCAUUAUCGGGAGGAUGGCCCACUGCUUGGUGUUGAAUUUGACUUGCUUCCCCCAGGUGCAUUUGAGUCUUCAAUUAAGGAUCCAGUUGAUGAACCUUACUACGUCGGUGAUCCUGAUCUGCGCCACUCACCGGAUGUUCCCAGAAUCUGCAACCAACCUAAUUCUGGCAUGCCUAAGCAGAGGCACGAAGCAUACAAUUCCAAGAUGAGCUCACAUGACUCAGAUUUGGAUGGAACUGGCUUCAAAAUGAUGGGUGGCUCAGAUCAUCGUGAAAAUUGUUUUGGCCACCAAUCCAAACCAAAGCAACCUCUUUUACCCAAUCACAGUAAUCUUUUUCCCAGCCGGAAAUCAAUAGAAAUGGAUGAAGGUUCUGCUGGUGGAAUGCCAGUUUAUGAAAGUAACAAGCUUUGUAAGAUGAGGGCCAAGUAUGAUGUUGAAGGGAGGAGAAUCGAUUCUGGUUCUAGCCAUCGUGGGCAUCCCUAUGGCCGAAAAGUUACUGGUGGACAAACGGAGCCUUGGUUGUACAACUCUGAUGAUGUCAACCUUGAGGAUUCCCAGAGAGAACACUUGGAAUCUAAAUAUUCAAAUGUAACACUCAAGCACAGUGAAUCUCUUGAUAUGGAGGAUAGAGGGCUUUCGAGAAGGAUGACCAAGGUUGCCAAGAGGGACCGGAAUGAGUUUCCACAGCAACAGUCUGCAAGGAAAGCUUCAAUGGCAGAGACACCACUGUGGACAAAUCAGAUGAAAAGAUCUGCAGUGGAGAUCCCAUCUAGUUUCAGUGAGGAUGAAACUGCAGAAACUGGUUCUUCUGUGGAUUGAGAAUCAGCAGCGGAUGGGGAAAAGUUGAAACGGGUUUCAGAAGAUCGUCUAUGACGGAGAGAGUGAAGAUCCUGAAACAUGUCAUGUUCUUAGGUUGUACAGUUCAACACAAUAUGCUUUACAUUCCAGAAGCAGGAAGCACUGUUAGGAAGAUUUUAAGUGGCAGCAUAGAUGCUUCAGUUAAUUGUUUGCAACCAGUUUGUUUGCCCUCUUCAGUGCUUACCUGUAUCAAUUUUGUACAUAGCUGUUUUUAUUUUUAUUUUUUUGAAUCUUGCCGAGGAUGAUAAAAGAAAAAUGAAUUGAUAAUGUUUUUGAAGUUUGGUUGUAAAAUCUCAACUGCAUGUGCUGCAUGUGAUUGUUAGACAUAAA
Molecule: messenger RNA, 2150 nt
Organism: Camellia sinensis
Lineage: Eukaryota; Viridiplantae; Streptophyta; Magnoliopsida; Ericales; Theaceae
Molecular function (GO): DNA binding
Source: RefSeq, a predicted model, not a curated record